This is a messenger RNA of Microplitis mediator, 2257 nucleotides long. It is a transcript of the gene Pli, whose product is annotated as protein pellino. Gene Ontology annotation, molecular function: protein binding; ubiquitin protein ligase activity. Gene Ontology annotation, biological process: regulation of Toll signaling pathway; protein polyubiquitination. Bases 752 to 2155 code for a protein of 467 amino acids. NCBI's taxonomy places the organism in Eukaryota, Metazoa, Arthropoda, Insecta, Hymenoptera, Braconidae. The transcript has 7 exons. The record is from RefSeq and is a predicted model, not a curated record.
GUUGUAGGGGACCGCGCAGUUACGUUGAAAUCCCCGAUUGUAAAAAAACAAAAGAGAGUAAACGAAAAAGUAGAAAAGGAAGAAAAUAAAAAAAAGUAUUGGGACUGUUUGGUGGUACAUUUUGUCAAACAGACAAACAGUAUCUGACAUAUUAAAUCCUCCAUUCAUUAUUUAUAUCUUGUUUGUACUAAAAAUAUAUUUAAUCUGUUAUUGACUUAAUAAGAAUAAAUUAAUGAGCGAUAUAAAAAAAUAUAUAAAAAUGUGUCAACUACAUUUAAGACAAAGUUUGACUUAUCAUAUAAAAGCUCCGCGGACAAUGUAUAUUCCUUUAUUGUUUAAUAGUCAUAUUAAUGCGCGUACAAUAAAAACAACUUUAUUAUAAGUUAUUAUAUUGUUUUAUUAAAUAUAUCAAUGCAAUUAAAGAAAAUUUAUGAAUGAAUGAAUUUUUUCUUAGUGUUCUUGUGUAUAUUAGUCACUGAUUAGAUUAUACGAUAGAAUGAAAUUGGUUAUGGUGUCUUGCAAAAGUCAUAAACUUUUUUUACAAUUUUACGUAAACGGAUGUAUAAAUUCUAUUAGUAUUGUAAAUUAAUAACCCGCAUAAGAAAAAUAUUUUAGUUAAAUUACGAUAGCGAUCAGUACUUAGUAUUCGUGUGUUUAUUUAAAUCAGUAAUAAAAAUAAUAUUAAACAUAUCAGUUUCAACGUAUAUAACUUAUAAGUAUUUAGUGUAAAUUCAAAAUAAAUUUAAACUUGAUGAAGGUAUUGAACUUCAAUCACAGGAUGGUGGUUCGAUCUGAUGGAGAUGGUACUGAAAGCCCAUUACUUGAAGAAGAGACCAAUUCAGUUGACUCACCCCUAAGCCCAAAUAGUAAACUUAAUCAUACUCGUCCCUACAUAAGUCCUCACGGAAGCCACACUCAUCAUCAUGAUAAUACUAAAGCUCCUACUAAAUAUGGAGAGUUAGUCAUCUUAGGAUAUAAUGGGUUUUUACCACCUGGAGACCGUGGAAGACGUAGAAGUAAAUUUGUAUUGUAUAAACGACCAGUUGCAAACGGAGUGAAACGAAGUAAACAUUACGUUGUAAAAACUCCUCACAAUUCUCAAGCCGUAUUAAAUGUUAAGCAGCAUUCUAUUUCUUACACUCUUUCUCGGACACAAGCAGUAAUUGUCGAGUACACAGAAGAUGAUUCAACAGACAUGUUUCAGAUUGGUCGAUCAUCGGAGCCACCAAUAGACUUCGUUGUGAUGGAUACUUAUCCAGCUACUGAAAGCGGUCCAAGCAAUGAAAGUCGAAUAGCCCAAAGUACAAUAAGUAGAUUUGCAUGUCGCAUACUGACUGAUCGGGUUAAUCCAGCAAUCACUAGAAUCUACGCUGCUGGUUUUGAUAGUUCCAGAAAUAUUUUUCUAGGAGAAAAGGCAACGAAAUGGCAGGAAAAUCGAGAAAUUGAUGGGCUGACAACUAAUGGAAUAUUAAUAAUGCAUCCUCGUGGUCCGUUUUGUGGUGGGGAAGCUCAAUGUGGUUCAUGGAGAGAAAUAAGCGUCGGAGGUGGAGUAUUUUCCUUGCGUGAAAGUAGAAGUGCUCAACAAAAGGGAAACGUCGUUGAUGAUGAAGAUAAUGUCCUUAAAGACGGCACUCUUAUUGAUCUUUGUGGCGCUACUUUGCUUUGGAGAUCAGCAGAAGGUCUUGCUAAAUCACCGACUAAACAUGAUUUAGAAGAAUUAGUAGAUGCAAUCAAUGCCGGUAGACCACAGUGUCCGGUUGGGUUAAAUACUCUCGUAAUACCCAGAAAGGCAGCGUCAGAUUCAGCCCAGCAGCAACCUUAUGUCUACCUAAAAUGCGGUCACGUGCAAGGUUAUCAUGAUUGGGGCCAAGAAAAAGAUAAAGCAACUAGAAGAUGUCCAAUGUGUUUAAAUGCUGGACCGAUCGUUAAAUUAUGCAUGGGCAUUGAGCCAGCAUUUUAUGUUGAUAGAGGACCACCAACUUAUGCAUUUAAUCCUUGUGGACACAUGGCUACUGAAAAAACCGUAAAAUAUUGGGAAAAAGUAGCUAUCCCUCAUGGUACGAAUGGAUAUAUAGCUAUAUGCCCAUUUUGUGCAAUACCAUUAGAAGGAGCACCUGGCUAUGUAAAAUUAAUAUUUCAAGAUAAUGUUGAUUAAAUAACAGACUUAAUAGCUUUUGACAUUAAUGUAUAACUGUAUUAAAAGUAAAAACGUUUUAAUCAUUGUAACUUUUUAUACAAUAUAAUGUAUGAUCCCAAA